Molecule: messenger RNA, 1050 nt
Organism: Mangifera indica (mango)
Lineage: Eukaryota; Viridiplantae; Streptophyta; Magnoliopsida; Sapindales; Anacardiaceae
Product: L-type lectin-domain containing receptor kinase VIII.1-like
Exons: 1
Coding region: 1-1050 (349 amino acids)
Molecular function (GO): carbohydrate binding
Source: RefSeq, a predicted model, not a curated record
AUGGCUACAUUACCAAUUGCAGUAUUCCCCUUAUCAAUUCGCCUUAUAAUUCUUCAAAUACUAACCCUAAUUGCAGUUCCCAUUUCCUCAAUCACUCUGCAAACCCUAUCUAAUAAUUCCCAUUUCGAUCGCGGAACUGCCCUUCUUGGUGAUGCCCAGGUCAUCAAAGACAAAUCCCACGUGCAGCUCGUGAAUCCAAGAGCUUCAAGUUCUGGUCUUUUGAUCCGCACCGAGCCAUUCAAGUUUCUUGAUCCAAAGGGCUCUAAACAGACGUCGUUUUCCACGGAAUUCUCGUUUUCAAUAUCUCACGGUAAUGGUGAUGGCGUUGCUUUUGUUGUUUUUCCCUAUAAUCCUGAAUAUAAAUUUGUGGGUCAAGGCCCAUUUGGGGUUUUAAGUGAAAAAAAGUAUUUUGCUAUUGAAUAUGACACUAAAAUGGAUGAGAAUGUGGGUGAUUUGAAUGCAAAUCAUGUGGGUGUUGAUGUUAAUAGUCUUGUUUCAGAGGCUGUUAGUAAUGUUUCAUCGUUUAAUUUAGUGUUAAACAACGGGGAAAAGCUUAAAUCUUGGAUUGAUUAUGAUUCGAUCUCAAAAAGAAUUGAAGUCAGGUUGAGCAAAUUUGGUGAGAGAAGGCCAUAUGAUCCCAUUGUUGCGCAUGAGAUUGAUUUGGUCAAAAUGUGGGGAAAUCAAGAUGUUUUUGUUGGUAUAGUCGGAAGCAAUGGCGAUUCAGAACAAACUAGUAGUGUGUACUCCUGGAACCUUAGGUUGAGAAACUUUCCACAUUGGUUGCAUUCAUUGCCAGCGGAUCCACGGGCUCAUGAGCGUGGUGAUAGGUUUAGAUAUCAUAAGAGGGGUGUUUGUCCUCUUAAAUUUCUUGCUGGCUUGAUCUUUGCAACUGGUUGUGGAGCUUUGUUGGCGUUUGCGGUGCUAUUUGCCUGGGCAAUUGUGAAUAGACAGACAGAAAUACCUACUGAGUAUCAUGUGCAUCCAGUGAAUUUCAAGUAUGAGAAGAUUGAAGUAAUUGUAGAGGAAGAUGGUAAGGGUGUUAAGAAUUAG